Messenger RNA from Pyrus x bretschneideri (Chinese white pear), 1096 nucleotides. RefSeq names its product probable inactive nicotinamidase At3g16190. The transcript has 6 exons. The coding region runs from base 117 to 719 and encodes 200 amino acids. The record is from RefSeq and is a predicted model, not a curated record. Lineage: Eukaryota; Viridiplantae; Streptophyta; Magnoliopsida; Rosales; Rosaceae.
CCAGUCCAAGUCUUAACAUAUAUAGGCCUUUUUUUUGCUAUCUCUCUGAAGUUGCAAACACGAAGUUGCCAACUCCUUCAUCAGUCGUCCCUCUAAUUAACUCUCUGAACUCAAACAUGGCAGACUGGAAGCACACAGCUCUCCUUGUCAUUGACAUGCAGCAUGAUUUCAUUGAUGUGGCUGGUCCUAUGCUGGUUAAUGGAGGCAAAGCCAUAGUUCCAAAUGUAAUCAAGGCCGUCCAAAUCGCUAGGCAGCGUGGUAUUCAAGUAGUUUGGGUUGUGCGUGAACAUGAUCCACUAGGAAGAGAUGUUGAGCUUUUUCGCCGGCACUUAUAUCCGGCAGGGAAAGUAGGGCCAACUGUUAAGGGUGAGAGAGGUGCUGAACUUGUUGAUGGUCUUGUGAUUGAACAAGGGGACUACAAGUUGGUUAAAACCCGGUUUAGUGCAUUCUUUGCAACGCACCUCGAUUCGUUUCUCAAGGGUUCUGGAAUUGACAGUUUGGUUGUCACUGGUGUUCAGACUCCAAAUUGCAUUAGGCAGACUGUGUUUGAUGGCGUUGCUUUGGAUUACAAGUCUGUUACAGUUAUUCUUGACGCCACAGCCGCUGCUACACCUGACAUACACGCUGCCAAUAUUUUGGACAUGAAGAACAUUGGAGUUGCAACACCAAGCUUACAAGAAUGGAGCGAAUUGGAUGCUUUAUCCUCUGGUUACCAGUAAGUGAACGAUACCCAUGACUAACGUGGAAACACCAAAUUCUCUGAAGCAGCCGAUGUUUUGGACACGAAGCACAUUGGAGUUGCAACACCAACCCUACAAGAAUGGCAUGAAUCUGAUGCUUGAUCCUCUGGUAACCAGAUAGGUUUGCUUCUGCUUGAUUGUCGCAGUAAUAUGGUCAUGUUACUCCCUUAUGUGUAUACCUGAUGUAAGAGCUGUUUUACUUCCUUUUGUUUGCCGGCUCCAUGGCUGGUCAACCAACGACAUUUUUGAAUGACUUUCUAGUCAGAUCGUCUCUGUGUUCCGGAUAGACAAAGACCCCUUCUGUCUCUUUUUGGAUGGUCUCUGUUGCUCGUCUUUAAAUAAGAACUUGUUUCUCA